GUGUGGAUCUUUCAAAAUCUCCAAAUAUUGGAUCAAGUCUUCAGUGAAUCCCUUCGACUCUAUCCUCCGGUCACAGGAUUCGUAUCCAGAAUCUGUAGCGAAGAUUAUCGGGUAGGAUCCAUGACAAUUCCCAAAGGAGCUGUAGUCCAGGCUGCAGUCUGGGACAUCCACCACGAUCCAGAGUUGUGGCCCGAACCGUGGAAGUUCGAUCCGGAUCGAUUCGCUCCUGAAAACAGAGCGUCUCUUAACAGCAUGGCGUACAUGCCUUUCGGCAUAAGCAGGAGGACCUGCAUCGGUGCAAGAUUUGCCCACGCGGAAGCGAAAUUGGCAUUGUUCAGGCUGGUGAAAAAAUUCAGGUUUGAGACAUGUGAAAAGACUGACGAUCCAUUGCUCUUGAAAUGCCCAAAUGUCAUUAUCAAUCCAGGUAAUGGUGUUUACUUAAGAACUGUAUCACGAACUGCUUUAGCCUUAAAAAUUAUUACAGGGCAUUUCAAGAAUUCUUUGAAAUCCUGUACAUAA
This is a messenger RNA of Argiope bruennichi, 519 nucleotides long. RefSeq names its product thromboxane-A synthase-like. The transcript is spliced from 2 exons. Gene Ontology annotation, molecular function: monooxygenase activity; iron ion binding; oxidoreductase activity, acting on paired donors, with incorporation or reduction of molecular oxygen. Lineage: Eukaryota; Metazoa; Arthropoda; Arachnida; Araneae; Araneidae. Bases 121 to 519 code for a protein of 132 amino acids. The record is from RefSeq and is a predicted model, not a curated record.